Messenger RNA from Scleropages formosus (Asian bonytongue), 3238 nucleotides. RefSeq names its product von Willebrand factor A domain containing 11 (gene vwa11). Bases 384 to 3188 code for a protein of 934 amino acids. The transcript is spliced from 17 exons. The record is from RefSeq and is a predicted model, not a curated record. NCBI's taxonomy places the organism in Eukaryota, Metazoa, Chordata, Actinopteri, Osteoglossiformes, Osteoglossidae.
CCACGUCUUGUUCUUCUCUACGUCAAUGUGGCCACAACACGUAAACAUGGUAUUUCUGGGUAACAAUCGAAGCAUGUCCUCUCUGUUUACACCAUUUUCACAGAGCAUCUCACCAGUCUCACAGUCUCACACACACACACACACACACACACACACACACACCUCGGAGCGGCAGAGGGGCACACCAGGAAAAGCCGCAUCAUUAGCUCAGCUCACCGUGUUCAGUGUUAGUGAGGACACACCUCUUCCCGCCACAUGCAGCAGAGUGCUAACCCCAUGAAGGAGGUCCACCCUCUGUAGAGUCCCGACAGGGGUGAGGUGUCGCAGUCACUGGAUCGGCCUCUCGAGAUCGAGUCCUACACAUCCUGAGCAAACGGUGAACAAUGUUGUGUCCGACGCUGAGUCUUGUCCUCCUGCUUCUGCUGCCACUCGCUGUGGCCUUCAGACCCAACGUGGGAAAAGCCAAAACCCACGUGAACAUUAUGAAGACAGCCAUCAUCAUGAAGAUCGCUGAAGUCUGCAGGGACGUGGAAAGAGCUGAGGGCAGAGACUUUGACACUCCGGAUGAGUCUCUGGAGGAGCUGCUGCAGGCCUGUCUGGGGCGCGACAAGGUGGGCGAGGUGUCCGCCGUGGCGUUCAAAUCCGCUCUGGAGCAGAUCUACCGGCAGAACGCGCUGGUGGACAACCUGUUCGCCAGCAGCGAUGGGCACCACUUCAACUCGGAGGCGUUUGUCGAGGGCCGGAACCUCAUCUCAGCGGCUGUGGCUACAGCCAAGGCCAACAUCCAGCAGGAGAACUUCCAAGCGGCCAGAGAGGCGCUGGGGCGAGCGAGCCACACGCUGCAGGAUUUCUACAGCCACACUAACUGGGUGGAACUCGGCCACAGGACUCCCUACGCGAACCUCCUGAGACCCGACUCUUCCAUAGGUCCCAUUGCAGGUGAGGGGGAGGCGACGUGCAGCGACUGCGACCAGGACUCCUGUCCCAGUAACAUCCUGCCGAGCAUCACGCGGGAGCAGAAACUCACCUCUGGGUACCUGUCCGUGAGGUCGCCCUUCAAACCGCCAGGCAAGUGCAGCCACGGGGGUCCGAGCGACAAGACGAGCAGCCAGCAUCCCCGGGGCGGGAUCCACAAAGAUGAGCCAGGACCCCAAAACAGGGAGCUGUAUGCAGCCGCUGUAGACGUGGCCAUCGCCGCCACCCUGGAUCUGCUGGAGGACAUCCGCAGUGCAGUCGGGGACGCUCGCUUCCUGAGGCUCAUGGGGAUCAGCCGCUCCUCGGUGCUCUGCUUCGUCAUCGACACCACGGGCAGCAUGUCUGACGACAUCGAAGAGGCCAAGAGGGUGGCGUUUUCCAUCAUCGACAGCAAGACGGGAACGCAGGACGAGCCCUCGGCCUACAUCCUGGUGCCCUUCAAUGACCCCGAGUUUGGCCCUGCCAUACGGACCACAAAGCCAAACGUCAUUAAAGCAGAAAUCUCCAAACUCAGUGCCACCGGCGGUGGAGACAUCCCAGAAAUGUGCUUUUCCGCACUCAAGCUCGCCCUCACGAGUGCCCCCCAGUCCUCCAGCAUCUUCGUUUUCACGGACGCCCCGGCGAAGGACACCCACCUGUUGGCUACUGUGAAAGCCCUCAUCCAGAGCACGAGAUCCACAGUGUCGUUCUUCAUUACAAACCCUGGCUUGUCGCGCCGGAGGAGGAGAGAUGCUCAGAGCGGGACUGUUUCCCAGCUCUACCAGGAUCUGGCGCAGGCCUCAGGGGGUCAGGCCAUCGUGGUCAGCAAGAAGGGGCUGCCCCAGGCCACUGCCAUUAUUGUGGACUCCACCACUUCUGCACUGGUGACCCUCCUGCAGUGCGUGAGGAGUCCAGGGACCACAGAGACCUUCACCUUCUUGGCAGAUGAGUCUGUGAGAGACAUGAUGAUAUACAUCACGGGGGACUCGCCCAUGUUCACCCUCCAUAGUCCUUCAGGUGCGUCCCAGAGCAGCCAGGUGACACACGGGCCCUUGGGGACCAUCCAGUCUGUAGGGAACCUUUGCAGAGUUCGGCUGAACCACCAAACGGGCCCGUGGAGGAUCGACAUGGACUCGAGAAAGGCGUACACCCUCAAAGUCACCGGUCAGAGCUCCACCGCCUUCCUGUACGACUUUGUCGAGCCCUUCGAAGGUCCCCACCCGGGCUACAUGGUGAUCGAGAGCCGCCCCCGAGCCGGGCGGGGGGCCAAGCUGCUGCUAACGGUGACAGGAAAGCAAGGCCCAGACUCUCUGAAAGUGGCCGAGGUGUCCCUGGUUGACGCCUCGGGUUCGGGCGAGGCCAAGGGCAUCGUGGAGGAGCUCGGUCACGGCGAAUACCUCGUGUCCAUGGAGAGAAUGCCACAGGGGCAGACUGUGCUCCUGGUCAAGGGUUUGGACAAGAACACAUCGAGCCACUUUCAGAGACAGUCCACCACCCAGCUCACCGUCUCCCAAGUGACCAUCACGGCCCAGGCUAACAGCACUCUGGAACCCGGGGUCGCCUUCUCUCUUCCUUUCACUGUGAUGGCCAGCAGCACCGAAGGCAAAUGCACCAUCCAGGCAAACGAUGACCGUGGUUUUGUCCAGUCUUUUACAAAGAGCCUGACCCUGGUGGACAGCAGUGCUCAGGGACUAGUGACCCUCGAACCCCCAGCAAACACACCGUCUGGUACAGACAUCACUCUCACCAUCAACGCAGAGUCUCCCGACAACAGUGACUCCAACUACGUGGUGCUGCGUCUCUCCGUCAUCGCAAAGGUGACAGACUUCAGCCCCCCCGUGUGCCACAUUGUGAGCGUGAGCGCCAACUGCUCACGCAACUGCAGCCUGUCCACCUGGGAGCUCUCCGCCAACAUCACCGACGGCAACGGGACAGGAGUGCAGAGCGUGUCCCUUCGCCGUGGCGACGGGAUCCUCCACAGCGCCGGCUCUGUGGGAGAGGGAGGAGUCAAUGUGACCGAGGUGCUCUACAGCGCCUCCUGCUGCUCACCAGAUGUGGAGCUCAUAGCGGUGGACGCUGUGGGGAACGUGGGGAUGUGUUCCCAUUCGGUCAGGGUUGCAACAACAACUCCUCUUCCACCAACUACCCCCCGCUCUGGCUCUCCGCCCCUCUUCCCCUCUCUUGCUGUCGGGCUGUGUGCGGCGCUACUGCACCUUUAUCAGAAUGGCUUCUAAGAAUGUAUGUCUUGUUGACCCUGGCAUGUGGUCAGUAACUGUUGUGGUCA